GUGUGAACGACGCUCUAAUUGUGGACAUUUCUAGCCUUGUUCUUCAACGGCUUGUCUAUUGGACAACGAUCCGUCAGCUCGAUAUAGUUCGGGGCGACGGCUUUUGUACAGCAUUGUUUCUUGACAUUCUUGCACUUCAUGAGCCUUGACGCAACAUUACGGCCUCUCAAAGGGGAUCUUCGACCUCUACUCGGUGGCUCAGACGGAUUGAAAAGCAGGUCUCAGAGUCCCCGAUCCAGUCCGUUAUACCAUCGGCCUCCAUCAUCACUGUUGCGCCGUCGAUCUUGGGCCUCCUUCUCAGAGCAGAACCAUCGCCUCUUUGAUAACAAGAUGUCAUUAGUAGAUACUGGGAAGGACGCUCAGGUCCUCGCUCUGCCCAUGUCCAAUCCGUCUUUUGAUAUGGCGUACUUCUUGAAGAACACGGGACCACCAACGAAGCCAGGGCCAGAACCAAAGACACAGCAGAAGAGGGCUGCUUCUCCUAAGACUGGGUUGAGACUGUUCAGGACCAACAAGCAUAGUCCUCGCACCCGGGUUCGCAGAGAAUCAAUCGCUCGAAUUCCCGCAGAUGGUCUCUUUAUUCCACAUGACGGUGUUGUUCAGAAAGUGUCCCAAGACGGGAAUAAGUAUCUUCAGAUCAUCCCGAACACGCAAGGGUUUGACCAAAGAUUGGUCGAUUCCAAUAACUUCAAAUACAAUCUAGCGGCCCCCACAACAUCCCUCUUCUCAUCCACGACGGAAGAAGCUGAUAUCGAUGGAUUUGAUAGUUGGCUCUCGACCCUAGAGAUGCAACAAGCGCAGUUCUCCGGGUCGACCUUACGAGCCACUGAUGAACACGGUCACGAAAACACUGAACCUGGGGAACAAGGAGCUCAGAGUCGAGGAGAGUAUGUGGACGUCUGCACUAGUCCUGGUGGAUCGACUGGCGUUAUGUUGAGCGAUGAUCGAAAUUCUAGCGUACCGACGCCGUCACAGUCGUUCGUUUCCGCCAACACUGAUAACCAGUCACUCAUGGAAAGCCAUUCCCUUCCGCGGAGCUCGGGAUCUAAGGAAGCUGAGAUGAAUAGGGAUAGCCUCAAACACAAAAUAAGCGCAUCGCACUUGGUGGAAAGACAAAAUGGGGAGCGGCUCGCAGGCCAAGGACUACGACGGCCCAGUCGCGAUCAGGCCUCAUCCCGAGCCAGUGAGGAUGGUACUGUUUCUACCAUCGAGCCUCCUCUUCGGGAUGGUCAGGAGCCAUUGUACCAAGUUGACGCAACACAUGAAAGCGCUAGCCGUUGCGAACUAUUCCGAGACGAUUCUCGCUCGGCGUCUAAUAGACAAACCCGGAAGAACCGAGAAGAGAAAAUCAGGGCUCGAAAGCUCCGAGAUCUGCGUCGAGUGCGUGACAGCAUCGAUUCAGUUAUGGCCCGGCCCCUUGACCUCACCAACAAGACUGAUGCGGCAACUGAGUCGAUUAAGAUACCAGAAAAAUCGCCCAAGAGGCUCGGAUUGUGUCUCGGUCUCCCAUUCGAAAAUAAACCCCGCUGUCCGGGUUACCAUGAUGCUUCCAUGACCCCGGACAGUAUUGGUGGGUUGGCAUUUACCACGGGACACGACUCGUCAGUCUUAGCCAUUGCUGAGAAGGCCACUGUUGUUCCCGCAAGAUCUCUCUCGACCUCGAAGGCACCGCAUAUCACUGCCUCAGGAGUUGAAAUUGCUGGUCCUAGGCCAUAUUGCCUGGCCCCAUCACGGGUUGAUACACCUCGCCCUGGUGCGACGUCCCCGAUCAACACUCUUUCCAGUUCACGCAACAGGCCUUCUCAGAAACAUAUAUCGUCGCCCAUCAAUGCCUUAACCCACCCCAGCGCCCAUUCGCACCAUCCCAGCCCCUCUGACCCCACCCAGCCCGGUGCCUGUGCAAGUAUCGGGACAGAGUCUCCACCACGUUCAUUGAAAGGUAGUAUCCUAGAUGGAGAGAAGGAUACAAAGAUUGAGCGUUUAGAGAGGGAGAAUCGUCUUCUAGAGGCAGCCUUGAUGGCUGUCUUACGGACGGCUGGGAGACUGAACGGAUGCCCUUGUGGUUCCGAUAACGAUGGGAGGGCAGGUGGCGUGCAGGUGAAGAAAGCGUUGGAGGCAUACUUAGAGACGAGAAGGUGGACGGAUUUUUCUGCUUGA
This is a messenger RNA of Eremomyces bilateralis CBS 781.70, 2157 nucleotides long. RefSeq lists its product as uncharacterized. The record is from RefSeq and is a predicted model, not a curated record. Lineage: Eukaryota; Fungi; Ascomycota; Dothideomycetes; Eremomycetales; Eremomycetaceae. The coding region runs from base 139 to 2157 and encodes 672 amino acids. The transcript has 4 exons.